AUGUCCUCCUCGACAAAACGGCGGUACGGAACGUAUGGCCGUGCGAUCACCUCGCCAGCGCUUCUCUCCACGUCGGUCGGCUGGAUUCGGCCAGAAGUCAAAGCGCAAUGCGAUCGCCUCCGAAUGGUGGCCACCUCGGCGACGCCGCCACCGCCGCAACAACACGAAUACGCGGUUCCGCACAUUCACACGACGUCGAAACCGCCGGCGGAUCCGAAGCAGCGCACUCGGGCCGAUCGAUUGAGGAAUCGGAUAAGUGAGCGAAGGACAAAUACAUAUAUGGUGCCACCUCCAAGAAGCGAACGCGAUGAGCAAAUUGAUGAGCUCAUGCACAAAUAUCUGAACAAGAGCCGCGAAAAUGUGUCAACUUCGAGGGUAUCGCGACAAAAUUCUCGAGCUCAAGAAUUAUUGAACCGAAAGUCGCGAAACACCUCUCCGACAAUUGACACCUUAAUGAAACGGUAUGGAAAAAGCGGAUCAGUUAUCAAAGAUUCAACAGUGGCGCAGAAUGAAGCUGAAAAUCAAAGAUCACUCGACGGAAAAUCUUGCAAUGAGGCAAGAUUGAGUGGCAGCGAGAUUCGCAUCAAAUGGCAGGUGUCGAGCAGCGAAAUCAAAACGACACCAUCAGUGAAACGAUUCAGCGUCACAAUUGACCCAGUGCGAUGUUUCGCGCGAGUCACCUGCGUUGUUCGAUGCUCGGCGGCCGCUGUGCUGACGAGUCCCGGCAGGCCUCAAUCGGAUCCGUUCAAUAAACGGACCAUUCGAAUUUUGAGUUGUUAA
Caenorhabditis bovis is the source of this 780-nucleotide messenger RNA. The record is from the annotation of a GenBank genome assembly. NCBI's taxonomy places the organism in Eukaryota, Metazoa, Nematoda, Chromadorea, Rhabditida, Rhabditidae.